Molecule: messenger RNA, 589 nt
Organism: Mya arenaria
Lineage: Eukaryota; Metazoa; Mollusca; Bivalvia; Myida; Myidae
Product: transcription intermediary factor 1-alpha-like
Exons: 2
Coding region: 97-444 (115 amino acids)
Molecular function (GO): zinc ion binding
Source: RefSeq, a predicted model, not a curated record
AUCUAAGAUCUUGACAAAUAUAUAAAAUUCAAGCUUCUAAUUGUGAUAUAUGUCUGAACAUUGCAAGGAAUACUUCAUUUACUGUAUUAGUUUAAAAUGGCUUCAAAGCUCACUCAGUCCUUCGAAGACUCAGUGGUAAUUGCAUCAGAUUUAAUCCAUGACUUUGUCUGCUCUCCUUGUAAAGAAGAUGAGCUAAACACUGAGGCCAAGUAUUUCUGUGAGGACUGUUCGGAAUACUACUGUGACAAGUGCCUAACAUUUCACUUCAAAAUCCACAAACAGCACGUUGUAUUGGGCCGUGAGGAUGUGGACAAGUGGGCAAGGCAAGGUGACACCCUCAUUUCAUGUGACCUUCACCCUAAAAUGGUCAUUAAACUUCUGUGUGUGGACCAUGCUAAAAUGUGCUGCCAACUCUGUGAGACUUUAAAUCACAGGAAUUGCUAAAACAUCAGCUAUAUCUCGGACCUGGCUAGGGGUAUACACAACAUGGCUAACUUCAAACAACUUCCAUCUAAGGUUGCCCAGGUAACAGCAAACCUUAAUCAUGUCAGAGAAGUCAGAAUAAAGGACCAAAGCUCCUUGAAGACAU